ACUUCGCAGUGUGCGAGAGACCGAUCACGUACGAGAGUAGUCGGUGGGGUGCUCUCUCGCGGUGCUCGUGGGGCCCACGCGGAUCCCUCCUGUCCCUCACGCACGUAAGAGGCACGCAUCCACUCGCGUCCUCCGUUCGCCACGGUCGACACGGUCCACGUUGUCAACAUCGCCGUCGGCUUGCACUUACAGGGCGUGCAUUUUGGGGGUGUGCGUUCGAUUCGACGUGUCGGAGAGCCGAGCGCUCAGAGUUCGAGAAAAUUUGCGUGUGAUCCAGGAAGCAACGACGCGACAGCACCAUGGCGUUCGCCGGUCUCAAGAAACAGAUCAACAAGGCGAAUCAGUACAUGACGGAGAAGAUGGGUGGAGCGGAGGGAACGAAGCUUGACGUUGAUUUCGUGGAUAUGGAGAGGAAAACAGACGUUACUUGCGAGCUCGUGGAGGAGCUACAGAUGAAGACGAAAGAAUUUCUUCAACCAAACCCGACUGCAAGGGCGAAGAUGGCUGCGGUCAAGGGUAUCAGCAAGCUCAGCGGUCAAGCAAAGGCGUCCACUUACCCUCAGCCGGAAGGUGUACUUGGCGAUUGCAUGCUCACUUAUGGCAAGAAAAUGGGCGAAGACAGCAUUUUUGCCCAGGCUCUCAUUGAAAUGGGCGAAGCCAUGAAGCAGAUGGCCGAUGUCAAGUAUUCGCUGGACGACAACAUCAAGCAGAACUUCCUCGAGCCAUUGCACCAUCUGCAGACUAAGGAUCUCAAAGAAGUGAUGCACCAUCGGAAGAAACUGCAAGGCCGUAGGCUGGACUUUGAUUGCAAGCGAAGACGUCAGGCGAAAGGUUCUCACGUUUCAGACGAGGAGAUUCGUCAGGCCGAGGAGAAGUUUGCCGAGAGCCUUCAUCUGGCGCAGAUGGGCAUGUUUAAUCUGCUGGAGAACGACAUUGAACAAGUGGCACAAUUGGCAACCUUCAGCGAGGCUCUUCUGGAAUAUCAUCAGCAGUGCACCGAGAUCCUCAAGGGGUUGACGGAAACGCUUUUGGAAAAGAAAGAAGAGGCGAUAAAUCGACCAAAGAUGGAAUUCGUGCCGAAGACAUUGGCGGAUCUGCAUGUGGAUAGUGGAUUACCGAUGUCAGACCAUAUGAACGGUGGGAACUUCUCCCUUCACGGGGCAAGUCGGGCCGGCUCUCCGACUCAUGCGGACGGGAAGCGCUCGCAGCUCGAGCUAUUUCCGGCCGGAAACCCGCCACAAUCUACCAAUGCUUCACCCUUGCCCUCGCCGAGCAAAUCGCCAGCGAGAACGCCGAUGACACAGAGAACACCAUGCUGCACAGCCCUCUACGAUUUUGAGCCUGAAAAUCCCGGUGAACUUGGAUUUAAGGAAAACGACACGAUCACCUUGACCCAGAAGAUCGAUGAGAAUUGGUUCGAGGGCAGUUUGGACGGCCGCACCGGUUACUUCCCCGUGACUUACGUGCAGGUCGUAGUGCCAUUACCCUAAAAGGACGUCGCGCAUCUCGAAGCCAAAGACCCUGCGUACUCGUUCACUAGCGUCUACCAUUACAGGAUUAUUCUGCUCUCCAGCUAGCCUAAAACCUAGACGAACCUUCGACGACCUAUCUACCUAUUUAUUGUCACUUACGUUGCGGUUUCAAGCUUACGUCCAAGACACGAUUCAGAGUUUCUCUAGCCUUUCUCUCCGCCAUCUAUACAGAUACCCCUUCUCCACAGACCCGAGAAUAGCCCUCUGUUACGCAUGUUAAUGUACAUAUAUGAUGUUAUAGUGUAUUUUAUCGACGUAAGGACCUUCGCGCGCGCAGAGAUAUACAGACAUACACGCAAACGCAUACCCAAGGAAGAACAUGCAUAGAUACAUAUAUUAGACGUAUUAUACACACACACACACACACACACACACACACACGAUAACAAAACAUGACAACUACCUAUAGUUAAUACAUACACAUAUAUACAGACGCAUAUACAGACACACAUCAAAGUACCUACGAUAUAGCAGUUCACUGUCAAGGGCGGCUCUCUCCCCAUCUACUUUUCUACAUUAUCUUCCGUCUCUGCGAGAUACUUUCGGGAUAUUUUCAACACAGUUCGAGUGCACAAAAGAAGAAAAUCGAGCUUAGCGAGAAUCGAUUAUGGCGGAGCGCGAAUUUUCCGAUAGUACCCUCUGGCAUUUAGUUUCAUCGCACGAAGAUGUCCUAUCGUUCCAAUAACGAGCCGAAAACUCGGCGUUCGUUUCUGUUGCAAGUUAUAUUUCGCUCGGUUAUUAUUAUGUAUCGCUUAUGGAUUUUGGACGAGAUGAGAUUAUUCCAGCAGGUUGAAAUCGUCGUCGAGGUAAGUGAAGGCUUUUGAGUUUCAGUUUUAUUGUCAAAAUUAAUAUUACUCCUGGUUAAAUCCUAGUUAAAGUAACGUUAAUUCUUCUCUUUUUAAUAUUUAUAUUAUUAAUAAUAAUAUUAGAGAAAAUAUAAGAAGAAAAUAAUUAGAAUUGCUUAUCAGCAUUAGACACUUUAAUAAAAUAAUGUCAAUUUAAUCUAGAAAAGAAGUCAUAAAGCUUUCAAUAUAAAAGAUCUUUUUAAAUGAUUUUAAAGUUUUUUAUUGUUGUAUUUUUUAACUGUUACAAAUUGUUGAGCAAAUUUUAUGGCUGGGGCAGUCUCAAACCGUUCUACACUUUUCUCUCGCGUAAUGUAAAAGAUUCUUGGACACUAAGUAAGUUUCUUCAUUAAUUCAAUUCCGUUUUUAUCAUUUGUACGAUUAAACGCACGGCUUGCGGGAGUUUGAUCAUUCAACCGCGAUACAUAUUUUGGUCCACACGGCGCGGCAAAACUCGUUACUCGUGUAAUGUACUCGUAUAAUAAUAAUAAUAUUAUCGCAAUUCCUAUUUCCAUUCCUCAGUCGAUUGACCGUUUUUUCGACUGCUCAUGAUUUUUUCUACAUUUCCUUUGUCCUUUCUUUUCUUUUUUCCUUUAUCCUUUCUUUUCUUAUUUUAAUUGCUAGGCGACACUAGCUAGAAACUAGGAUUUAAUUUAAGCGAACCUCGAAAUGGCGGCAAAUCUCUUCCACGAAGUCAUUAUCGAUUUAUCUGUGAUUAUUAUAGAUAAUUCCUGGCAUUGAUUAUUUUGGCAAUGACGAUCCAUUGUCGAAAAACUUUCGGGUCAGUGCUGAUGAUAGAAUGAAACUUAAUAGAAAAUUGAUGUAUUGAAAAUGUCGCUCGAUCAAUUAUUCUUUGUAUAUAAAUUUUUAUCUUAUAUUUAUUAAAUUAUUUUAAUUAGAGAAAAGAUAUUUGAUAAUUAACAUUUGAUUAUGUUGGAAGAAAUAAAAAAUUAUUUCACUAUCUUUAGAAACAUCAACAUCUCAAAACCAUAGGAAAUUGUAAGAAAUAAUAUAAUUUUUAAUGAGUAUUUAUCAGUUUUACCACAUUUUCAGCAUACCUGAAAUUUUUCGAUAUCUCUUAUGUUAUCUUUUAUAUAAUUCGCCUUGUCUAACUUCGUUCGCAAUAUUACGAUCAUUUUAAAGAAAUUUUUCUCCAGAAUGUAAAUAUAUCGUUUGUAUUUUUUUGUAUAUGUUGGAAAGUUGGCCAGACGCGUAUAGUAUUAAUUAAUUAUUAACUUUUGAUGUAAUAGCGCAAGAGUUAAACGAGAGUGAGGAGUUACAGACUUCCUGUUUAAGAGUGUUUAUAUGUUAAGUAUAUUUUAUGCAAAUGCCCGGCAACGAUUAUACUUUCGCAGCAUCCCGACAUCGAUUUUUCUUUCCCUUCUUCUGACUUUGUAUGAGAGUUCAACCGCCAGAACAAUGAAAGUAAUUAAGGAAACUUGGUUAUUUGUUGCCAUGUGGAUUUUAGGUAAAUCUUUGAGCGAGAUAUCUGCUAAGCAUAAUUGUAUAAUGACAUUAGAGUAUAUAUUACACGUAUACAUAUUGUCGAUAAAGGCGACGGCAGACACGAUCGUGUUAUCUCUUCAUUAUCCAUUGUUCAUAUAUUUUAUUGUCAUUAUUACAUCAUUGUAAUCGCCGCACUGGCAAAAUGUUUCUUGAUUACAUGUAUUACAUUAAAUUCGAAGAAGGAUAUUCUAUUUGAAUCGAAGGACUUCAGACUCGGGACAUUUUCCGAAUUGAAUGUGUGUCGUUAAUAGGAUAAGACAAGAUACGUAGGGGGCGUAGGAUAAUAAUCUGAUUUUCAGCUUUUUUAAAUAAUUUCAAUGCCGUUCAGCGAAUUACUUUCCGAGCGGUAAUAUAAGAUUCUCUAAAUAGAUCCAUAGAGUUAUAAAAGAAAUUUUUAAGAAAAUUGUGUAGGAUUUUCGUACGUAGUGUAACGCGAUGUAAGGCAGGACAGAUGGCUUAAAAUAGCGAUAAUCUCUUAGUUACAUUCCGUUAAAAUUUAAAUAUCUAUGAUGUACACAUUAAAAAGUAUUGAAAUGACAUAGUUGUAGUAGAAAUACAGACAACUCGGAGAAUGUUCUUUGUCCCGCAGCGCGAUACGUCGUAACAAAGAUACAUUCGUUCAUGAUUAACAUAAUUUAUGAUCGCUAUAAUCAAUUAAUAUCAAUUAAAUAUACCAUCGAUAUUAUCACUUGCUGCUAUCACCGUCGCCAGUUAAGUCCUCACUUGAGACAGACGACAAGUAAUAACGGAGGACAGUGAAACGUGGGGGAAAAAAAAA
Pogonomyrmex barbatus (red harvester ant) is the source of this 4658-nucleotide messenger RNA. It is a transcript of the gene EndoA, whose product is annotated as SH3 domain containing GRB2 like, endophilin-A. The record is from RefSeq and is a predicted model, not a curated record. Gene Ontology annotation, cellular component: presynapse; glutamatergic synapse; cytoplasm. Gene Ontology annotation, biological process: synaptic vesicle uncoating. NCBI's taxonomy places the organism in Eukaryota, Metazoa, Arthropoda, Insecta, Hymenoptera, Formicidae. Gene Ontology annotation, molecular function: protein binding.